AGAGCCACAGGUGGAAGCUGGGGCUGGCUGUGGCCCCAGCCUCACGGCGUGUCUUACAGGUGGGAACUAGACGUUAGGUGUCAGUGUUUUUAGGGCACUGAGGUCUAGGAAUGGGGCUAAGGCCUGGGGGAGGCGUCCAGAGCAUGGCCCAGGGAGUGCACGUCCCCUGGUCUCCCCAGGUCAUGGGUCCCCGUGGCUCCCCGGCGUGCUGGGCAGUAACGGCUGGGAAAACAGACAUUUAAUCAUGCGUUGAAGGAAAUAGUGUCAGCACCCAGGGUGAGAAGAGGAUGGAAGAUUUAAAACCCAGGGCUGAAUCUUUAAAGGCUGGUUUUGCUCUCUUCGUUUCUCUUUCCACGGGCGCUUCUGCUGGACCACGUGGAGACGUUUGGUACCAUCAGGGGCAUCGGGGUAGAGCACUGGUUUUGGGCCGACUGCGUCAGGGCGGACAACACAGAUUUUCUCUCUGCCAGAGAGACGGGGCAGGACGUUCGAGAAUACACGCUGGGCCAGGAGUGGGGAAGUGAGAGUUGGAGCUAGAUCCCAGCUGUGCUGCCUUCCAGCUUCUGCCCCCAGGCUGCGGUUGCACGCUUCCUGGUUUCCCACAGGGCCUACAGUGUAUCCCGGUUCGGGGGACACUUUGCUGCCAGUGUGGGCUGCCCUUCCAACACCAGAGCUCCUCGAGGACUCUUCCUUGUUAGCUGGUGAAGAAUGGGGGAGAUAGAAGGAACGUACAGAGUCCUGCAGACUCCAGGGACACGCUUGGGCGCCCAGACCCUGGCGGGGGUGAGCACCCUCGAGCCUGGGCAGACUCUGUCGGGAGCAGCGACACGGGCGUCAGCCAAGAUGCAGGAGAAGCACCUUCACAUCCGGGUGAAGCUGCUGGACAACACUGUGGAAAUCUUUGACGUCGAGCCUAAGCGCGAUGGCCAGGCGUUGCUGACGCAGGUGUGGCGGCACUUGAACCUGACGGAGUGUGACUACUUCGGGCUGGAGUUGCAGCACCCCCGGUCCUACUGGAUUUGGCUGGAACCUAUGAAGCCCAUCAUUAGGCAAGUACGAAGGCCAAAGAACACAUUGCUUCGUCUAGCAGUGAAAUUUUUCCCUCCUGAUCCGGGUCAGUUGCAGGAAGAAUUUACAAGAUACUUGUUUGCCUUGCAACUUAAGAGAGACCUCCUGGAGGAGCGUCUGCCCUGCGCGGACACCACGGCGGCGCUGCUGGCAUCCCACCUUCUGCAGUCGGAAAUAGGAGAUUAUGAUGAAACCCUGGACCGAGAGCACCUCAAAGCCAAUGAGUACCUGCCCAGUCAGGAGCGCUUUCUUGAGAAGAUUCUAGAAUUCCACCGGAAGCACACGGGCCAGACGCCUGCCGAGUCAGAUUUCCAGGUGCUUGAAAUUGCCCGGAAGUUGGAAAUGUACGGCAUCAGAUUUCACCCAGCCUCGGACAGGGAGGGGGCCAGGAUUAACCUGGCUGUCUCGCACAUGGGCGUCCUCGUGUUCCAGGGCACCACCAAAAUUAACACUUUCAACUGGUCCAGGGUCCGAAAACUCAGCUUCAAAAGGAAAAGGUUUCUCAUCAAACUGCACCCAGAGGUCCGUGGACCUUACCAGGACACGCUGGAGUUCUUGUUGGGCAGUAGAGAUGAAUGUAAGAACUUCUGGAAGAUCUGUGUGGAGUACCACACCUUCUUUAGGCUCUUCGAUCAACCUAAGGCCAAAGCUAAAGCCGUCUUCUUCAGCAGGGGCUCGUCCUUCAGAUACAGUGGAAGAACUCAGAAACAGCUGGUGGAUUACGUCAGGGACAGUGGGGUGAAGAGAGUUCCAUAUGAAAGAAGACACAGCAAGACGCGGGCGUCUCUUCGUGCUCUGACUGCAGACUUGCCAAGGCAGAGCAUCUCAUUCACCGAGGGCAUGAGGACUUCCGCGUCCCCAGCUUCAACAAACGCCUCCUUCUAUUCAGUUCCUACCUCCCCGCUGGCCCCCCGAGGCCCGUGUGAUUUCAAAGACAGCAGUGGCUCCCUCACAGAGCCCCAGGCUCCCGACGCCAAGAGGCCAGCUGCAGAGAGGAGCGGCGGAGCAGCAGCCGACGGCGACGCCAGACGGGCCCAGUCCCCUGGACCCCCUGCACCGCAGCCUUGCCAAGGCCUUUCCGCGGAGAGUCCUCAGCCUUCUCCCUCCACCCGGAAGAGCCCACCGAGCCUGAGCCCCGCGUCUCGGGUGACUCUGGGCCUGACCGGGCAGGGCUCGUCCCCCCUCCUGAGCCCUGCCCUUAGCGACGCCGGUGGAGUCAGGACGGACGGCGAGGAGGAGCCGAGACACAAGGGCCCGGCAGCCGACGAGGCCUACUUCAUAGCGAAGGAGAUGCUCGCCACAGAACGGACGUACCUGAAGGACUUGGAAGUUCUCACCGUGUGGUUCCGCAGCGCUGUGGUCAGGGAGGACGCCAUGCCCGCGGACCUGAUGACCCUGCUCUUCUCCAACAUAGACCCCAUCUACGAGUUCCACAGACGCUUCCUGCGCGAGGUGGAGCAGAGGCUGGCGCUCUGGGAAGGGUCUUCCAACACCCAUGCCACAGCCGGUCACCAACGAAUCGGGGACAUCCUGCUCAGGAACAUGCAUCAGUUAAAGGACUUCACCAGCUGCUUCCAGAGGCACGACGAGGUCCUGAGCGAGCUGGAGAAGGCGGCCCGGCGCGGCGGGAAGCUGGCGGCCGCGUGCAGGGCCUUCGAGCUCCAGAGGGUCUGCUACCUGCCCCUGAACGCCUUCCUGCUGAAGCCCGUCCAGCGCCUGCUGCACUACCGCCUGCUGCUCAGCCGGCUGUGCGGACUGUACGCGCCCGCGCACCCCGACUCCGCGGACUGCCGGGACGCCCUCCAGGCCAUCACAGAGGUGACGUCCGCACUCCAGCACAGCCUCGCCCGGCUGGAGAACCUCCAGAAGCUGACGGAGCUGCAGCGGGACUUGGUCGGUGUAGACAACCUCGUCACCCCGGGCAGGGAGUUCAUCCGCGAGGGGUGCCUUCACAAGCUCACCAAGAAGGGCCUGCAGCAGAGGAUGUUCUUUCUGUUCUCAGACGUGCUGCUGUACACGAGCAGAGGAGUCACGGGCACCAGCCGCUUCCGGAUCCGGGGCCGCCUCCCACUCCGCGGCAUGCUGCUAAUAGUGCUGGACCCACCGGUAGAAGAAGGCGAGCGUGAACGCUCUGUUCCACACUGUUUCACCAUCUGUGCGGCUCAGAAAACAAUCGUGGUGGCAGCCAGCACCCGCCUGGAAAAGGAGAAGUGGAUGCGUGACCUGAACGACGCCAUCGACAUGGCCAAGCGCGGGAGUGACCUCUCCCUGGUGCUGCCGGGCAGCGUGCUGUGCGCGCCCCCCUACAGGUCCUCGGAGGAGGCCUCUCUGGAGCAAGAGGCAGAAGAGGCUGGCGGCCCCCACGGCUCUCUGGAGGGGCAGGGCCAGCGCCGGGCCAACACCACGGUCCACGUGUGCUGGUACCGCAACACCAGCGUCUCCAGAGCCGACCACAGCGCGGCUGUCGAGAAUCAGCUUUCGGGCUAUCUGCUGAGAAAAUUCAAGAACAGUAGCGGCUGGCAGAAGCUCUGGGUGGUCUUUACCAACUUCUGUUUGUUCUUCUACAAGACUCAUCAGGACGACCACCCCCUUGCCAGCCUCCCGCUGCUGGGCUACAGCGUCAGCGUCCCUGAGGAGGCCGACGGCGUCCACAAGGAGCACGUCUUCAAGCUCCAGUUCAAGUCCCACGUCUACUUCUUCCGGGCUGAGAGCAAGUACACGUUUGAGAGGUGGAUGGAGGUGAUCGAGCGCGCCAGUAGCUCGCCUGCGCGGGCCGGGCCUUCCGAGGCAGCAGCAUGAAGCCCGUCCUGCCCGACGAGGACCCAGACGAGCAAGCAGAGCGGGGUCAGCGCGUCCCUGACUGCGUGUCCUAAGGGCCACGGAGGCACCGGCCAGGGAGUGUCCGAGCCACGCCCUCCCCUCUCCCGGGGCGGCGCCCGCGGAGGACAGACAACAGGAGCCAUGCGGUGCCGGCCGCACCCCGCGGGCCUCUCAGUUCUGGCUCCCCAGGGUUUCCUAAUAAACUGACGUAAACGGACACACACACUGUUAUUUGUUUGCUAACGGCCGGCUGUGCAGCCCGAGACAGGGCUCCUCCCCGCCCUCCUGCCCGCGGGCCACGCGGUCGCUGCGGGCCACGACGAGGACUCAAGCCAGGAACUGGGCCCCACCCGCCGCCAGCAUCGCUCCGAUUCAGGUCUUUAUUGAAGGUGGCAGGAGCCUCUCCAUGUUCUAUGAAAACACCUCAACCUCAGAACGUCGGGGAAGCGAGAAGUCCGUUUUCUUUAAAAAAAAAAAAAAAAAAGUCCUGGCUGAUCCGAGUACUUAGGAGGAGACACGGUACCUGAUUGACACAAGGCAAACCUACGGCCAGCACGGCCGCCGCGGGCCCGGGGGACAGAUGGGCCCGACAGCCUCCGCUGCUCCGUCCGGCGGUGGCUCCCCUGACGCUGUGCUGCAGGAGGCAGGGGUGGCCGAGCGCAGGAGCGGGGACUGGGGCCGAGGCAGCCGGACCGCGGAGCUCCACGCCAGCCCCUCCUCCCGGCUCUCCUCAGGCAGCGGCAGGCCUCAGCGGGUUGACGUCAGGUGGUUUCUGUUGUGGGAAAACCUGCGGAGAGGACGGAGGCCUGGAGAGUUGGCCGGGUGGGAGGCAGCCGGCGUGGGGGUCCGGGCGCCACUCCCUGAGCCCGGCCUCUGGGGACGGACCCCCACGGCCGCCCCAGGCCUCACCUCUGCACGCGCUCCACCAGGUGCGCCAUCAGCUUGUCCGAGAUGCCAGGACAGGACUCCUCCGCCAGGCUGAAGGCAUUCUCCAGCUCUUCCAGUGCCCCCACGCCCCCGCCGCUCUGCUUGUGCUUCUCCUUGAGCUGCAAAGACAGCACCCGCCUCCCGUGAGCUCCGCCCACGGGCCCUCGCCGCCACGUGCAUGUGCUGCAUGUGCAGGAGCCCAGGCGCCAGGGGCCCUAACAGCCCUCCCACCACAAAGCUGGGCUGGCCGAGUCCCACCUGUCCCCAUGGCAGGGCGGCCUGUUAGUGGCGGGCCGGGCCACCCAGGCUUCCUCCCAACUGCGGGCCGCAGAGGCCACGGCGGAGGUCCGCUGCUCGAGAAACCCUCCCAGAAGCCCUGAGGUCCCCACAGCCAGGUCAGGCUCGGCCUCCCCACCACCCGGGCCUCGAGAAGCCCACGGAGGGUCCAUGCCCUCCAGCUGACCUGACAGGUAGCAGUCAGGUCAAGCCCGUGUCACACUCCAGAAACAAAAGGGGAAAGAGCCUGUGCAUCUCCAGGAGGCCCCUAGGACGCCCCCCAGCAGCCUCAACUGCAGGCCCAGCCCACAGAGGCCACAGCGGGUGCACCCGACAAGCGGGAUGAAGCCAUCCCCCCACCUGUCCCAGAGCAUCCUGGCGUGGGCACCUGCCCCAGGCCAUUGAAGCACACAGCUGAGCCCCCUGACAGUCCAGCUCGUCACCUGCUCCCCUCUGACCUCCUCCCUCGCCCCACAGGCCCCCAGAGGUGGGAGCUCUCCUGCCUGAACCCAGAUCCCCCCACCCCGUGUCUCGGAAAGGCACUCAGUGUCCCAUCUUCCCUCCUGGGGCUCCAGGGGCUGCCAUCACCUGGGGUGGGGAGUGCGGGCACCUGGCUACAUUGUAUUCCUGGGGCGUCAGCAAGCACCCAUCAGCAGGGGGCACGUAGGGGAGUCACCCUCGGGGCCUCCCCGCCCUGGGCCUGAUACCCAACUCCAAGAACUCAACCUCCCAGGCUCCCUAAACAGGACCAUCCCGUGUGUCUGCAAUUCAAAAUAAAAGGUCACAAAACACA
This is a messenger RNA of Canis lupus familiaris (dog), 5884 nucleotides long. It is a transcript of the gene FARP2, whose product is annotated as FERM, ARH/RhoGEF and pleckstrin domain protein 2. Gene Ontology annotation, cellular component: cytoskeleton. Lineage: Eukaryota; Metazoa; Chordata; Mammalia; Carnivora; Canidae. Bases 709 to 3867 code for a protein of 1052 amino acids. The transcript is spliced from 29 exons. The record is from RefSeq and is a predicted model, not a curated record. Gene Ontology annotation, molecular function: cytoskeletal protein binding; guanyl-nucleotide exchange factor activity.